Messenger RNA from Beta vulgaris subsp. vulgaris (sugar beet), 1424 nucleotides. RefSeq lists its product as hypothetical. The transcript is spliced from 7 exons. The record is from RefSeq and is a predicted model, not a curated record. The coding region runs from base 177 to 1082 and encodes 301 amino acids. NCBI's taxonomy places the organism in Eukaryota, Viridiplantae, Streptophyta, Magnoliopsida, Caryophyllales, Amaranthaceae.
AUUUAAUCAAACGAGCACUUAUUCUUAGCAUCACCUUUUUCUCUUUCAUCCUUCCGACGUACUAUGAAGUAGUAUCACCAUUUCAGCAUCACCAUUCACCGCCAGGCCUCAAGUCCUUUUUCUCUGUAACUUUGACAGGCUCAAUUGAACUUUGAACGACAUCAAGGCAGUAAUUAAUGGCGGACAAACCAAGUAGAGGCCUGGUGUUGUAUGGUUACGGUUUAGCAUCUCUCAUCACCCCCUCACAUUCUCAUAUCCAUGCUGUUGCGUCCAGAGGUUGCUGUGGCUUCUUAGCCCUUGAUCAUUCCUCUCCUAAUCCAGAAGAAGAAGACGGGAAGCUAAUCAGAGAACUGGCGCAGCUCUUGGAUGCUAAUGAAGUUGUUUGUACUACUAAUGAAAAGGCGGAUGUUGGAUCGGAAGCCUUAAAGCAAGUUCCCAGCAUAAAGGAAAGAUUCAUGGGAAUGAGAGCUGCCAUAGUCACCAACAGUCCUUCUGUCAAAUGCUUUGGAGAGAAGCUUGGUUUUACAGUCUUGGAAUCUCAAUCAUCUGAUUUGGCAGCGAACGAGUUGCUAAAACUGCUUGGCUUUCAAGAUGGAAAAACAGUUGAUGAUGACCAUUUUGAUCUAGUCUUUGUGCAUAUUGGAGCAUAUAUGAAGGGAAGUACACAGAAUGGUAUUGACUAUGUGAACAGCUUGGUUGGGGAGAUAUUGCAAGUAGCCCAACCUGGGUCUGAAGUCGCUUCUCGUUUGCAUCUAACACUCAUUAUGAGCAAUGGAGCUGUCACAAUAGAUGAUCCGAACUUAUCACUUAUGUCCUUGCAUGAUGUAAACAACGCAGACCUCCAGUCCCUCUUCCCACGUCAAAGCUAUACCCUGAAAGGAGUAAAUCCAAGGAACGGCAUUAGGUAUCAUUAUCCGAUUUUAAUAGCACAAUGGCAGGAUGCUGUAACUCGAAAGGAUAUGGCAAAGGAGUUUUCUUUCAAUGAAUUCAGUAAGAACUGCGGAAACCUUGCAAUCCCAGCUGACAGAUUUUUGUAUGAGGUAGCCUUUAAGCUAUGGAAGGCACCCAAGUAUGGAGCAUAGAAUGUAAGAUGGAGCUACUGCAUAUAACAGACAUGGAUCUCUGGAGUUAUAUCAAUAACGAAUGCAGUGAAAUUCGAGACAUUGAAUGCUGAUCCUCGCCUAAGAUUAUCACACUCAACCACUACAGAUUAAUGAUCCUAAAGAGCUGAAUAUACUGUUCUGAGAUGGGAACGAGACAGAAAAUCGCUGUAUCAACUCUCUAAAAAUAGUCUGCUGUAAUAGCUGUAGGAGUUUAACUUAUUUUGUCUUUGGAAUACACUGCAACUACGAUUUUAAAAGAAACUGCUUGAAAUCAAACAAAAGAGGAGAUAUAUAUGUGAAGGUCAAAAAGACAGUUGCUCA